GGCAGAACCCAAAAAUAACAACAAUUAAAUCAAUAUAAAGCCGGUUAAAGGAAAAAAGCAAAUAAAUCAGUGGAAAGGGCAUAGAAGAAAAUCAGUGUGUCUGUGCUAAGAGAAAAAAAUAUGUUAAAAAUCUUGUGAAAUUUGUUGUCGCAAUUCCCAGCCAAAUUCAGACAAUUUCCUUUGGAAAAAGACUGAUAAAUUAUUACCACAGCCGCAGGAAAAACAGGGCAAAACGCCAAAAAAGGACGAAGUGAAAAACAGCCCUGCCAAGGAAAAAAAAACGUCUCCUCUAGAGUUCUUCAAAGAUUUGCACAUGAAAAAAUCAAUAUCCGUCUAAAGUUUAUUUCGGUUUCGUCACAAAAAUUAUUUAUGCGUUUGUUCUGGUCAACAUAAAUCACCAAAAGGAAAAAUUAUAAAAGUUUUCAAGACUUUAUAAAACACAUACCAAAGAAAAUUAUUGCGAAACACCCAAAGAGAAAAAAUUAAGAAAACCAAAAAAAAAAAAAAUAAAUCAUCUUGAAAUAAAACAAAAAACCCAGAUUAACUCUAGAAUACCAUAUAAAACAAAACCAAAAGUCCAUUUUUGUGUUAGUGCUUAAGUGAUAAUUGAGUAAAACAAAAAGCAACAACAAAUAAUUAACAAAAAUUGCCUGAAAAACGCUUCAAAGCUAAAAGUUAUAUAUACGUAAAAAUUAGCAGCAGCAGCAGCAGCAAAAAACACUAAAACGUGAAAAUUCAACGCUUUUUCUUCUCCAUCCAUUGUAAGACAAUUUUGCGAUUUUUUCGAUAAAAUAAAUAUUAAAAAAUUAAAUAACAGCAUAGAAAUCUUUAAAUAAUAUACAUACAUACCAAAUAGAGACAAAGUAAUCAGCUUAUAACAACAAAGAUUUACAAAUUUUAAAUGAUAUUUAGCAGCCAAUACUUUAAAAUCCAACAUCAACAACAACAAAUAAAGCAGCAGUACUUAACAAAAUCACGCAAAUAUUGAAAUGAUUUGAGCAUUAAAAAACAGAAAAACAAUUUCAAUUAAAAACCAGCAAAUCUCCCAGAGAAACCUAAAGAAAAAAAAAACAAAUUCCAAUAAAAUUUUAACAUUAAAUAGAAAAUAAGAAGUCCAGAUUUUUGAGAAAAACUAAAUCAAUUCACGCCAUUUACAAAUUGAACAAAACUAUAACCACUCCAAAAGAGAAACAAAAAAAAAAAAACAAAGAACAAUUGCAAAUAAUACACUCAGAGAAAAACGUUACUAACGAUUAAAAACAUAAUUGCAAAAAAACCAACAGUGUUAUCCAAGAAAAGAUAGGCAUACAGACUGCAAGUGAAAAUUUAAUUGCAAAUUUUCCCUCGAAAGCAUAGCAAAACGCAAAAGGAAAAUUCAAACUCUCUGCCAAGGCAGACAGACAGACAACUCAGCAGCAAACACUCUUUGCGAUUCGAAAAGCAAAAAAAAUCCCAACCGCAAACGCCAGCGCUACUCCUCCUCGUCACAGACUGCAGUACGGCGUAGAGAAGAAAUUAACAAAAGAAACUAAAAAAACCAAAACGCAACGCAAAAAGGAGAGAGUGUGUGCGCGCAGCAAGUGAGUGAGUCAGCCACGAGUGUCCCAGAGUGUCUUGUGGAGCUGCACAUUGCAACCAAUUGUGGCAGCUUGGAAAACAGUCUGCCUUAACAAUUGCCGCAGAUCGUAUCAAGAAAAGCAUCAAGAAGAAAAUUCUUCGGUGUUACUACAAACAGUGCUGCACCAAACAAAGUUUUGAAAAAACGAAAAGAUAUUAAAAAAAAAUUAUCAAUUAAUUAAAAGCAACAAAAAAUAUAAAAAAUAAAUUGUGAAAUUGUGAAUUCCACAAGAAUUGUGUUAAGAAAAUCCAAUUUUCUUGAGUGUACAAAAUUGAAAGUUUUGAAAGGAGAUUUUUUUAAACUCAAAAACUAAAAAAUAAAGACUGAUGGUUUGAAAUUAAUUCCCCACGGGAAAUAAAUUGUUGAAAUAUUCUGUUACCCUGCAAAAGCCCAAACACACAGAAAACAAAAUACCAACUGCAAAAUUUCCUCCCGGAAGAAAUCUCUGCUCGGUUGAUAAUCAAAGUCAAACGGAAUUGUGAGAUUUUUUUUCUUUUGGAAAACAAAAGAAUCUUCUCCCGCUUCCAAGCCAUAGUGAGCCAAAAACACAAAGAAACCAACCUACACAUACACACACAACAAUACAAACUAAACGUUCCUGUAGUCGCUGACAAGUGAAAGCGUUUAAUCUUCGAUUUCGUUGACAAACGAAAGAACGAACGAACGAUCUGUGAUGAGUGAUCAGGUGAAAAUGAAUGCCGGUGGUGGUGGUGGUGGUGUGGCCGCCACUGAUCCCCAUAAUGGCAAUCCCCAGGAAGCCAUAGACUCUGGAGCCGGCAAUGAUCAGGGGUCUGGCAAUGGCCAACCCCAGAGUCUCAAUUUGAAUGGAAACGGAGGUGGAGGAGGCAUUGGAGUAGAAGGUACUGCUGCUGUUGGUAUGGCUGCUAAUGGUAGUGCCGGCAAUGGCGUGGCCGUUGGUGAUGCGGCUUCGACGGUGGGUGAUGAGACUGGCACUGAUGCGGGUGCCAGUUCCAUACCACCCUCGGAAGUUGGUGGCCGCCCACCAUUGGAUACUGUUGGCUCGGAGGGCGGCGGCCCAUCAAGCAUGGGUGGCAUGGUUGGACCACCCAGUCCUUUAACCGGUUGUUAUUUAUUGAUCAUUUUGGGUGAACCCCAUUCGGAGGAGCAUAAGGAUAAUAUCCUACAGCAUUUGUUAAAGGGUUUCCUCUCAUGGGACGUAGCUGACUGUCAUGUCGAUUUGGAAGAGGAACUGAAUACAAUAACACAACAUGCACCCGAAGGAGAGGAGGCACGUCACGGCGAACGACUCAUUCAGUAUGCUAGCGAAAAUCUAGUCACUGAAGUUUUGAUACAUCCUCAGUACAAUACUCUCAUACAAUGUAUGCGCAAUAUGUUGAGCAGCUUUACACGGCAUCGUCACAUUAUCCAUGCCGGCUAUACCUUCUCCAGCAAUGGUUCCUGGAUACUACAGGAUGGAACCUUUUCGGUAGGUGAUUUUGCUGAAGCUUUCCAAGAACAUGAUGUGCAAAGAGUUAUACGCGCCUAUGCCGAUACCAUUAGCAUGAAUAUACAUUGUGCUGAUGCCGGCCUAUGGCAUACAUUGCCCGAUAAAAGCUAUGCUCGCCUAUGCAAGAUACGCAUUAAUCCUGUCGAUGUUUUGGAUACCAGCAGCGAGAGCAUUAACGGUUUUAUAGAUUAUCUUGCUCCCAUGCUGAUUCCCACAUCGAUACGUGAACUACUCGAGACCUCAGACGUUGUUGGCAAUAUACGCUUUACACAUCCCACACUUUAUGUCUUCCCCGGAGGUCAAGGUGAUGCUGCCUUAUUUGGUAUCAAUGGUUUUAAUAUGUUGGUUGAUGGCGGUUUUAAUCGCAAGGCUUGCUUUUGGGAUUUUGUCCGCCACCUGGAUCGCUUGGAUGCAGUACUGAUGACCCGCCUCAACAAUAGCAAUAUUCAGGGGUUGAGCUCGGUGGUGGAACGCAAGCGCGAGGCCCCCGUUUAUCCUCAAAUCGGACAUUUCUUUUGUAAUAUACCCGAUCGCAAGGGCGGUUUACCCAGCCCCGAUGGUGAUAAGGAUCGCAAUCCAUUAUUGAUAGAUCUCUUUGAGAGAGGCCACAAUCUAGUCAGUGACUUAAAGUCGUUAGAUUUAAAACCCCAAACCUGCUAUCGUGCACCCGAGCCCAUUAAUCUCUACCACAAAGUCGGCCAUGGCACACUGGACAUGUAUGUGAUUAGCCCUUCCCGUGACUCCAGGGAGGUCAAGGAAUUCCUACAGAAAUGGAACUCGGGCGAUCAACGGCUCUUUGCUUCGCGCGAGUCCAGGGAGUUUAACUUCCCCCUGCAGAACUUGGUGUCUAUUUGCGCCCUGCUUGUGUGGCAGCCGGCCAACCCCGAAGACACAAUUACCCGUAUUCUCUUCCCUGGCAGUACACCCGACUUUAAGAUACAGGAGGGCUUGGAGAAAAUAAAGCAUUUGGAAUUUAUGAAACACUCAACUUGCACUGCCAAAUCGAUUGCACCUGCCAUACAAACGGUCGUUACCACUCGUAAGACCCUCAAAUCGGCCAUUGAACCCUCUGGUCCCAUACCCUCGAAGCCCAGCAGAUUUGUGCCUCCUGCUGCGGCUGCUCUGGCCAUUCAGCAACAGGACAACAAAAUGAAGGAAUCUGUCACCUCGGUUGUCGCCGAGGAGGAAAAGAUCGAGAAGAUCUACCAGGAGGAGGAAAAGAUUGCCGCAUUCAAGAAGAAGGAAGAUUCAGUUGAGACCGAUGAACAGGCAAUCGAAACCGGAGACGAGGCGCUGCCUGAGCCAUCAGUGGAAACUGCCAGCAAGGAUGGCGACCAAGUUGAUCAGGCCGAGGAGGUGGAAGUGGACAAUAAGGAGAGCACUGAAAAGAAGGUUGAAGUUGUCAUUGUCAAGCCGCAGCCACAAGCUCCUCCUCCAGCCAAAGACAUUAUUGAAACGGCAGCAGAACCCAUUAAACCCGCCAAGCCAGCAAAGGCUAAGGCCGAAAAGCCCAGGGCUGAAGUUAAGCCUUUGGUACGUUCCCGCAUAGAUACCCGGCCACCAAAGUCCAUGGAACGCAAGGUAGUCAAGAAGGAUGAGAAGAAGAGUUCCCCUACAGCCACACCACGCAAGCAGGAGACUGCCAAGCCUCCAGUUAAAGCCAAAGUCGGCAGUCGUCCAGCCAAGGCCAGCCCCAGCAGUACUCCUGCCAAGAGUGCCAAGGAAGCCAACAAUCGCAAAGUUUUCGAAUCCAAGCAACAGUCCAUACGACAGACUUCAACCACAACUACCUCUCGAAGAGAGAUUUCUCGCACCACUACAACGACUACUGAAAAGAGAGAAACCAAGACGGCUGAAACCCGUAAGCCCAUUUCCAGAAGACCACGAGGAGCUUCGCCUUCCAAGCGUGCUCCAGGUAGUCCCGUCAAGGCAAUUAAGCCUAAAGCUGCCGAUUUAAAAAAGACCCGUCUUGACAAAGGGGGUACCACCGAUUCCAGUCUGGUAUCUACUCCCUCCGCCGAUGAAGCAGCUGCUGCCAAAAAGUUACAGGAAUUAACCGCCUCUCAAGAACUAGAUGCCGAAAAACAACGUGAACUGGACGAUCUCAAGGAGGAACAAGAGGUGGUGCGGGAAAUCGAAGCAGUAUUCUCGCGCGAUGAAAUGAAGCGUCACCAUCAAAUUAAGGCUGAGAUUCGAGAGGUCACCAAGCAAGACAGUACAACCGAGGCUGACGAAGAGGACGAGUAUUUGAUUAUCGAAAAGGAGGAAAUCACCGAGGACUCCAUAGUGGAACAAGAGGAAAGCAGCGUCACAAAGGAAGAGGAAAUACAGAAGCAUCAACGUGACUCUCAAGAGUCGGAAAAGAAACGCAAGAAGAGUGCUGAAGAAGAGAUUGAGGCUGCCAUUGCCAAGGUGGAGGCAGAAGAACGCAAGGCCAAGCUCGAAACAGAGCCAACAGCCCCAUCCGAGACUCCCGAGGUCGAGGAAGCUCCGCAAGAUGCAGAAGAAGCAGAAGAGGAGCAAGAUGAAGAAGAAAAGGAGGAAGAGGAAGCCCCAGAACCCGCAAGGGUAAAACUUGCCUCACCUCUGGAAACCGAACUCAAGGCUGAGGUUCAAGACAUCAUAACAACAGCCAAGGACAUUGUUUCCUCAAAAACCGACGAACAUCUGGCCAAGACCGAGGAAGAUCUUUCGUCUGUUACACCCGACGAGAGGAUAAGCAGUGCCAAGAAAACUUCAGAUACUAAAGAUGAUCUGGUAGGCAUGCCCGUUGAAAUCAUACCAGCCAACCUACAGGAGAGUCUUCCCGAAGAGAAAUUCUCAGCCACAAUUGAGUCAGGAGCAACGACAGCCCCCACACUUCCCGAGGAUGAGCGCAUUCCCUUGGAUGAGAUCAAGGAAGACCUUGUUAUCGAAGAGAAGUAUGUAAAAGAGGAAACCAAAGAAGUUGAAGCCGUGGUUGCUUCUGUGAGUGCCAUAACCUCCAUUAUACCCCCCUCAGAAACCAGUGCCGAACCAAAAGAGGUGCUGGCCCAAAAGUAUACCGACAGAAUAGUUGCUGGCAUUGGAACGGCAGAGCGCAUUCUGCCUAUUAAGAUGGCUUACGAUUCCCAACAAAUGCGCGAUGUAGUUAAAACUCCAGACGAAGUUGCCGAUUUGCCCAUGCACGAGGAAGCCGACAUGGGUGUCUACGAGAAGGAUGCCCAAGAGUCUGGCAAAUCCAUCUCGCACAAAGAAGAGCUAGCCAAAGAGGAAAAGGAGGAGGAAGAAAAAGAGACCGAGCACGAAGACGAGGAAAAGGAAGAAAAGGUUGCAAAAGAAGACGAGGAAGAAGCACAAGAGACUGUCACAGCCAUCCCACUGGAUGAAGAACCCAAACAAAAGCUUCCCUCGGAUGAAAAAGAACCAAAGGAAAAGGAGGCCAAACUUCAUACAUCUGCUAAAAUAGCAGUGGAAGUAUCAACGCAAGAAGUCAAGGAAGUCAUCUCUGCUACAAAAGUAACCGAAACUAAGGAAAUUAAAAAAUACCUCGGAUCACCCGAGGAGAAAGAAGUCAGCGAAAUCACCUCCGAGGAUGAAAUUCCGGCCCAAAUGCCCACAUCUAAACCAACCACAUCUGAGAAGCAUGAGGACACAGUCUCUGUCGAAAGCCCCCCCACAAUCGAGGAAGCCAUUGAGGUCGAAGUCCAAAAGUCCUUGGAGGCGAGCGGCAAACCUGCUGCCGAAGACAAGAAGGAGAUUUCCGAUUCAAAGGAUGUUUCCGCUAAAGCAUCAGCUGAAGUCUCCAAGGAAGUUUCAAAAGAAACAUCUCGACGGGAAUCCCUAACCGAAUCGAAAGCCACAUCGAGGCGAGCAUCCGAAGCCGAUAAAGAAACUUCAGAACCAUCCAGACCAGCCUCGAUAAGUGCUGGAAAGUCACCCCUUGAGUCUAAAGAACAUUCCCGGCGUGAGUCUGUAACCGAAGUGGACAAAGCCUCUAGGCCUGCAUCCGUAACAGAAAGUGACAAAAUCGAAAAAUCAUCCCGAAAGGGCUCCGUAGUCGAAAGCGAGAAAGCAGAUCUAACUGUUAUCUCAAGAAAGGCUUCAGUAGCUGAAACAGAAAGGGCUAAAAAGCCCAAAUCUCCCACUGAGGAAAUAGCAAAGGUCCCAUCACCCACAGAACGCAAGGAAGAUGAAACUUCGCCAAUUGAUUCUAGAAAGACCUCAGUCGCUGAAAGCAUGCACGAUAAAAAAUCUGCGGAUGCAUCGAAGCAACCAUCAGCCGCUGCAAGUGAAAAGGAUGACAAGUCGCCAAUUGUCUCAAGAAAAUCAUCAGUGGCGGAAUCCAAAGAACAUUCUAGACCAGCAUCUGCUGCUGAAAGCAAAGCGGAUGAACGAUCUCCAGUCGCUUCAAGAAAAUCAUCAGCCGCAGCGAGUGAAAAAGACGAUAAAUCUCCAACCGUUUCAAGAAAAACUUCGGUUGCCGAAAGCGAUAAGGACAAAAAGGCAUCCAAAGAACCUUCUCGCCCAACAUCUGCUGCCGAAAGUGGAGAAGAUGAAAAAUCUACAGUACUUUCAAGGAAGGCUUCGGCAACGGCAUCAACUGCUGUCAGCGAAAAAGACGAUAAAUCCCCAGUGGUCUCGCGAAAGACUUCUGUUGCUGAAAGUGAAAAGGACAAGAAGACUCCAGAAGAAUCGAAAGAACCUUCUCGGCCCACAUCUGUUGCCGAGAGCAUGAAGGAUGAAAAGUCUCCAAUUGCUUCAAGAAAGACUUCAAUUGCUAGCGAGAAAGAAGCCUCAGUUGCAGAAAAAUCACCAGUGAUAUCUAGGAAGGCUUCCGUGGUGGAAAGCGCUAAGGAUUCGAAAUCUCCAGAACCUACACUAGCCACAUCGACAGCGGCCAGCGAAAAAGAUGACAAAUCUCCCAUUGUUUCAAGAAAGCCAUCAGUCACCGAUAGCGAAAAAGACAAAAAAUCUGCGGAUACUUCCAAGGAACCCUCUCGACCCACUUCCGUUGCCGAAGACAAAGAAGAGGCUAAGUCUACCAUUUCUUCCAGAAAACCAUCUGCUAUCGAAAGUGUCAAAGAUGAAAAGUUCGCAGAGACAUCAGAGGCCGCGUCAGCUGCAGUUAGUGAAAAAGAUGAAAAAACUCCCGCUGCUUCCAGAAAAGCCUCGGCAGCCGAGAGCAAAGAAGACGAAAAAUCACCAUUGUCUUCAAGAAAAACUUCCGUAGUUGAGACCAUAACGGAGACAAAAGUACAAGAUGUGUCUAUGGAGGUCUCUCGCAAGGUUUCAGAGGUCGUAAGUGCAACAGUGGAAAAGACUCUAGAGGUUUCGCAAAAGGUGUCAGUAGUUGAAGGUGAAGAAGAAGAAGAAGCAAAAGAAUCUUUAGUUACCGGAGAUAAAGAAGAAGACUCAUCAAGCACUUCACGCAAACCCUCAAUAGCCGAGAGUGCAAAGUCAUCCAAGGAAACCUCACAACCAGCAACGGCUGCCGUCAGUCAAAAGGAUGAGAAGUCACCCACUCUGUCAAGGAAAACAUCUGUGACUGAAAGUGAGGAAGAAGCAUCCAAGGAACCCUCAAGGCCAACAUCUGUGGUUGAAGACAAGUCCCCAAUUGCAUCCAGAAAAACUUCAAUAGCUGAAAGCACCAAAGACUCAAAAUCUCCACAACCAUCAAAACCAGCAUCUGCAACCCCAAGUGAAAAGGAUGCAAAAUCACCGGUAUCCUCCCGAAAAACUUCUGUAGCUGAAAGUGACAUGGACAAACUAUCAGUCGCACCAUCCAAGGAAACUUCACGUCCUGGUUCGGCUAUUGAUGACAAGGAAGACAUCUCAAGAAAGGCCUCGGUGGCAGAAAGUGUCAAAGGCGAAAAAUCACCACUUCCAUCUGCCGCUGAGUCUAAAGAACCCUCACGAGCACCAUCUGUGGCCGAAAAAACAGAACUGGAGAAGUCACCCAUUCCUUCGAGGAAAGAAUCAUUGGCCGAAAGCACAAAGGAUGCAUCUAAGGCACCAUCACAGGCAGUUUCCACUACAAUUAGCGAAAAGGAUGACAAAUCGCCAAUUGCCUCAAGAAAGAGUUCGGUAGAUGCAAGCGAAAAGGACAAGGAAUCUGUACCAGAAUCCAAAGAGCCCUCUCGGCCUACUUCUGUUGCAGAAGAUGAAAAGUCGCCAAUGUCAUCCAGAAAACCUUCUGUAGUUGAAAGUGCCAAAGAUGCGAAAUCCCCUGAAGAGUCCAAAGUACCAUCUGCAGCAAUCAGCGAAAAAGACGAAAAAUCUCCUGUUCCAUCAAGAAAGACAUCGAUAGCUGAGAGCGAAAAGGAUAAGAAAUCUGCUGAAGAAUCAAAAGAACCUUCACGGCCAACAUCUGUUGCUGAAGAAAAAGAGGAAGAGGGAAAAUCACCAGCAUUCUCCAGAAAGCCAUCGGUGGCUGAAAGCCUGAAGGGAGUUAAGCCAGCUGAAGCAUCCAAGGAACCAUCACAGCCAACAUCAGCCGCUGUAAGUGAGAGAGAUGAAAAAUCUCCAAUCGCUUCCCGAAAACCUUCCGUAGCUGAUAAAGAAGACCACAAGUCGCCAACUUCUUCCAGAAAGUCAUCUAUAGCUGAAAGCGUCAAGGAUGUCAAACCAACUGCAGCUUCGAAGGAGCCAUCACAGCCUGUGUCGGUAGCUGCCAGCGAAAAGGACGAAAAGUCGCCAAUUCCUUCCCGAAAACCUUCCGUAGCUGAGAGUGUAGAGAAGAAGUCCGCCGAAGAAUCGAAGGAACCUUCUCGACCCACCUCUGUUGUCGAAGAAAAGGAAGAUGAAAAGUCGCCGGUUGCUUCAAGAAAAACUUCGGUGGCUGAAAGUCUAAAGGAUGUGAAAUCAACGGAAUCAUCGCAUCCAGCUUCGAAAGCAGUUAGUGAAAAAGAUGAUAAAUCUCCGAUCGCUUCCCGUAAACCAUCGGUAGCCGAAAGCGAAAAGGAAAAGAAAUCGGGCGAAGUGUCCAAGGAACCUUCGCGACCCACCUCCGUCGCAGAGGAGAAAGAAGACGAAGAGAAGUCACCAAUUUCAUCGAGAAAAGCUUCAGUCGUUGAAGAUAUUAAAGCUAUCAAAUUAGCAGAAACAUCUAAGGAACCAGCUUCCGUGGCUGUUAGCGAAAAGGAAGACAAAUCAUCAAUAACUUCCCGUAAGCCUUCAGUAGCAGAAAGUGAGAAGGAUAACAAAUCUGCCGAAGAAUCAAGAGAACCUUCAAGACCAACUUCAGUCGCUGAAGAGAAAGAAGACGAGAAGUCACCGGUGAUAUCCAGAAAAGCAUCGCUAGCCGAAAGCGUGGCAGCUGCCAAAUUAACCGAGGAAUCUAAAGAGCAGGCAGUUACAACUGCUGAGAGCGAAAAGGAUGAAAAAUCACCAAUUGCAUCGCGCAAAUCUUCGGUAGCAGAAACAACUGCCGAAGCAUCCAAAGAACCUUCGCGACCAACGUCUGCUGCAGAAGAAAAGGAGACCGAGAAAUCCCCAAUUGCUUCAAGGAAGGCAUCGGUGGCUGAAAGCAUUAAGGAUGUUAAAUCAGCGGAAGUAUCCAAGGAACCAUCUCAACCAGCGUCAACAGCCGUAAGUGAGAAGGAUGAAAAAUCACCUAUCGCCUCACGAAAACCUUCGGUAGCUGAGAGUGAAGACAAGAAAACCGUCGAGGAAUCAAAGGAACCUUCCCGACCAACCUCUGUUGUUGAAGAAAAGGAAGAUGAAAAGUCGCCGGUUGCUUCAAGAAAAACUUCGGUAGCUGAAAGUCCAAAAGGUGUCAAAUCAACUGAUGCAUCCAAGGAACCAUCACAAUCAGCUUCAGUCGCCGCUAGUGAGAAGGAUGAUAAAUCACCCAUUUCUUCACGAAAGUCUUCUGUUGCGGAAAGUGAGAAGGAUAGGACAGUUGAAGUCGAAUCCAAAGAACCUUCCCGGCCGACCUCUGUUGCUGAAGAGCAAGAGCAUGAAAAGUCAGCGGAGGCUUCAAGAAAAACAUCGGUAGCUGAAAGUCCAAAAGAUUUCAAAUCAAUUGAUGCAUCCAAGGAACCAUCACAACCAGCUUCAGUCGCCGCUAGCGAGAAGGAUGAUAAAUCAUCCAUUGCUUCACGAAAGCCUUCUGUUGCGGAAAGUGAGAAGGAUAAGAAAUCUGACGAAGAAUCCAAAGAGCCAUCUCGGCCAACCUCUUUUGCCGAAGAGCAAAAGGAUGAGAAAUCGUCUGUAGCCUCAAGAAAAUCGUCGGUGGCCGAAAGCUUGAAGGAUGCCAAAUCAACCGAGGCAUCUAAGGAACCAUCGCUGCCACCUUCAGUAGUGCCCAGUGAGAAGGAUGACAAAACACCAGCUGCUUCUAGAAAACCUUCCGUUGCCGAAAGUGAGAAGGACAAGAAAUCUGUUGAAGAAUCCAAGGAACCUUCCCGACCAACAUCUGUUGUCGACGAAAAGGAAGAUGAGAAGUCCCCUACAGCUUCAAGGAAAUCAUCGGUAGUCGAAAGUUUGAAAGAUUUGAAAUUAACCGAGGCAUCGCGACCAACUUCAACAGCAGCCAGUGAGAAAGAUGACAAAUCACCAGUUGCUUCCCGAAAACCUUCCGUAGGCGACAGCGAAAAGGAUAAGCUCUCAGCCGAAGCAUCCAAGGAAGCUUCUCGACCAACUUCUGUUACUGAGGAAAAGGAAGACGAAAAAUCACCAAUUUCAUCCAGGAAACCUUCAGUAGUAGAAAGCGUAAAAGAUGCGAAAGAACCAUCACUGCCAGCAUCAACAGCUACUAGCGAAAAGGAUGAUAAGUCACCAGUUGCUUCCCGAAAACCUUCAGUAGCCGAAUCAGACAAAGAUAAGAAAUCUGUGGAAGAAUCGAUGGAACCUUCUAGACCAACAUCUGUUGUCGAAGAAUCACCUCUUGCAUCAAGAAAAGCGUCUGGGGCAGAAAGUUUAAAGGAUGGCAAAUCAAUCGAUGCCUCAAAGGAACCAUCACAAGCAACGUCCGCAGCUGUUAGUGAGAAGGAUGAAAAGUCGUCAAUGGCUUCCCGUAAACCUUCGGUAGCGGAAAGUGAAAAGGAUAAGAAACUUGCUGAAGAGCCCAAGGAGCCUUCUCGACCGACAUCGGUUGCUGAAGACAAGGAAGAAGAAGAACAAUCAUCAGUUCCUUCAAGAAAAGCUUCAAUAGCUGAAAGCCUUAAAGACGAUAAAUCAAAGGAACCAUCGCAACCACCAUCGUCAGCUGUUAGUGAGAAGGAUGAAAAGUCGCCAAUAGCUUCCCGUAAACCUUCGGUAGCUGAAAGUGAAAAGGAUAAGAAACUUGCUGAAGAACCCAAGGAGGUUUCUCGACCGACAUCGGUUGCUGAAGACAAGGAAGAAGAAGAACAAUCAUCAGUUCCUUCAAGAAAAGCUUCAAUAGAUGAAAGCCUUAAAGACGAUAAAUCAAAGGAACCAUCGCAACCACCAUCGUCAGCUGUUAGUGAGAAGGAUGAAAAGUCGCCAAUAGCUUCCCGUAAACCUUCGGUAGCUGAAAAUGAAAAGGAUAAGAAACUUGCUGAAGAACCCAAGGAGGUUUCUCGACCGACAUCGGUUGCUGAAAACAAGGAAGAAGAAGAAAAAUCAUCAGUUCCUUCAAGAAAAGCUUCAAUAGCUGAAAGCCUAAAAGACGAUAAAUCGAAGGAACCAUCGCAACCACCAUCGUCAGCUGUUAGCGUCAAGGAUGAAAGGUCACCAAUUGCUUCCCGAAAACCAUCAGUUGCUGAAUCAGAGAAAGAUAAGAAGUCUGCGGACGAAUCUAAGGAAGCGUCCCGACCUACUUCCGUAGCGGAGACAAAAGAAGAAGACGACCGUAAGUCACCCACUGCUUCAAGAAAGGCCUCAGUAGCUGAAAGUCUUAAGGAUGUGAAAUCAACUGAAGCAUCUGGAGAACCCUCCCGGCCAGUUUCAACCACUGUUAGCGAAAAAGAUGAAAAAUCUUCCAUUGCUUCAAGCAAAGUUUCAGUGGCUGAAAGCGAAAAAGACACAGAAUCUAAAGAACCUUCGAGGCCUAGAUCAGCAGCAGAAAGUAAGGAGGAUGAACGGACCGAGGAAAAAGAUGACAAGUCACCUGUCCCAUCGCGAAAGGUGUCAGUAGCUGAGAGCAUAAAAGACCUGAAAUCAAUAAAACCUUCCGAGGCAGAAAAAGAGGAAAAAUCUCCAGUUAUGUCAAGAAAAUCAUCAGUCGCGGAAUCAAAAGAACUUUCACGACCAGUUUCAGCAGCUGAAGAUAAGGAAGAUAAAUCACCAUCAUAUUCGAGAAAAGUUUCAGCAGAAAGCGCAAAAGACAUUACAUCUCCCGUUGCAUCCAAGGCAACCAGUGAAAAAGAUGACAAGUCUCCCGUUCUGUCCAGAAAAUCUUCUUUCGCAGAUGCUAAAGAAACCUCACGACCAAUAUCGGUCGAUGAGAGUAAAGAAGAUGAAAACUUGCAAGUACCAUCAUUGGCAGCGUCUGUUGCAAUAAGCGAAAGAGAUGUUCCCUCACGAAAGGAAUCAGUUGCAGAAAGUGAAAAAGACAAGAAAUCGGCCGAUGAGUCAAAGGAACCAUCACGCCCAACAUCUGUUGCCGAAAGUGUAGAAGUAGACGAAAAGUCUCCACUUAUCUCAAGGAAAACAUCCGUGGCUGAGAGUAUAAAGGAUGCCAAACCAGCAGAUGCACCAAAGGAACCAUCACAGACUACUUCCACAGCUGUUAGUGAGAAGGAUGAGAAAUCGCCAAUCACCUCUCGCAAACCUUCAAUAGCUGAAAGUGAAAAGGAAAAAAAAUCUGCCGAAGAAUCAAAGGAACCUUCCCGCCCCACCUCGGCAGUUGAUGAGAAACAAGAAGAAAAGUCACCAAUUGCAUCAAGAAAACCCUCGGCAGCUGAAAGCAUUCAAGAAGCUAAAGCCGCUCAAACAUCUAAAGAACCAUCGCAGCCAGCUUCCAGUGCUGUCAGCGAAAAGGAUGAAAAAUCACCAAUUGUGUCUCGCAAACCUUCAGUUGCUGAAAGUGAGAAGGAUGGCAAAGAUGAUGAAGAAACCAAGGAGUCUUCCCGACCAACCUCUGUUGUUGAAGAACAAGAGGAUGCGAAAUCCCUUGCUUCAAGAAAAGCAUCAGUGGCUGAAAGCAUUAAGGAUGUCAAAUCAACUGAGUCAUACAAGGAACCAUCACAGCCAGCUUCAAGAGCUGUUAGCGAAAAGGAUGAUAAAUCACCAAUUGCCUCCCGCAAACCUUCAGUAGCAGAAAGUGAGAAGGAUAAGAAAUCUGCAGAAGAAUCCAAAGAGCCUUCUCGGCCAACCUCUGUUGCCGAAGAAAAAGAGGAUGACAAGUCGCCUGUUGUAUCAAGAAAACCUUCGGUAGCAGAAAGCAUUAAGGAUGUCAAAUUAACUGACGCAUCCAAGGAACCAUCUCAACCAGCUUCAAAAGCCGUUAGCGAAAAGGAUGAUAAAUCACCUAUCACCUCUCGCAAACCUUCUAUAGCUGAAAGUGAGAAGGAUAAGAUGUCUGCAGAAGAGUCCAAAGAGCCUUCCCAGCCAACCUCUGUUGCCGAAGAGCAAGAGGAUGACAAGUCGCCUGUUGUAUCAAGAAAACCAUCGGUAGCUGAAAGCAUUAAGGACGUCAAAUCAACUGAGGCAUCCAAGGAGCCAUCACAACCAGCUUCAAAAACUGUAAGCGAAAAGGAUGAUAAAUCACCAACUGCCUCCCGAAAACCUUCCGUGGCAGAAAGUGAGAAGGAUAAGAAAUCUGCAGAAGAGUCCAAAGAGCCUUCCCGACCAACCUCCGUUGCCGAAGAACAAAAGGAUGACAAGUCACCUAUUGUAUCAAGAAAACCUUCAGUAGCAGAAAGCAUUAAGGAUGUCAAAUCAACUGACGCAUCCAAGGAACCAUCACAGCCAGCUUCAAGAGCUGUUAGCGAAAAAGAUGAUAAAUCACCAAUUGCCUCCCGAAAACCUUCUGUGGCAGAAAGUGAGAAGGAUAAGAAAUCUGCAGAAGAAUCCAAAGAGCCUUCUCGUCCAACCUCAGUUGCUGAAGAAAAAGAUGAUGAUAAGUCGCCUUUUGUAUCAAGAAAACCUUCGAUUGCAGAAAGCAUUAAGGAUGUCAAAUCAACUGAGGCAUCCAAGGAACAAUCACAACCACCUUCAAAAGCUGUUAGCGAAAAGGAUGAAAAAUCACCAAUUGCCUCACGCAAACCUUCUGUGGCAGAAAGUGAGAAGGAUAAGAAAUCUGCGGAAGAAUCCAACGAGACUUCUCGUCCAACCUCAGUUGCUGAAGAAAAAGAGGAUGACAAGUCGCCCGUUGUAUCAAGAAAACCUUCAGUAGCAGAAAGCAUUAAGGAUGUCAAAUCAACUGAGGCAUCCAAGGAACCAUCACAGCCAGCUUCAAGAGCUGUUAGCGAAAAAGAUGAUAAAUCACCAAUUGCCUCCCGAAAACCUUCCGUGGCAGAAAGUGAGAAGGAUAAGAAAUCUGCAGAAGAGUCCAAAGAGCCUUCCCGACCAACCUCCGUUGCCGAAGAACAAGAGGAUGACAAGUCACCUAUUGUAUCAAGAAAACCUUCGGUAGCAGAAAGCAAUAAGGAUAUCAAAUCAACUGAGGCAUCCAAGGAGCCAUCACAACCAACUUCAAAAACUGUUAGCGAAAAGGAUGAUAAAUCACCGAUUGCCUCCCGAAAACCUUCCGUGGCAGAAAGUGAGAAGGAUAAGAAAUAUGCAGAAGAGUCGAAAGACCCUUCCCGACCAACCUCUGUUGCCGAAGGGCAAGAGGAUGACAAGUCGCCUGUUGUAUCAAGAAAACCUUCGGUAGCAGAAAGCAUUAAGGAUGUCAAAUCAACUGAGGCAUCCAAGGAACCAUCACAACCAGCUUCAAAAACUGUUAGCGAAAAGGAUGAUAAAUCACCAAUUGCCUCUCGCAAACCUUCUGUGGCAGAAAGUGAGAAGGAUAGGAAAUCUGCCGAAGAAUCCAAAGAGCCUUCUCGUCCAACCUCAGUUGCCGAAGAAAAAGAGGAUGACAAGUCGCCUGUUGUAUCAAGAAAACCUUCGGUAGCAGAAAGCAUGAAGGAUGUCAAAUCUACUGACGCAUCCAAGGAACCAUCACAGCCAGCUUCAAAAGCCGUUAGCGAAAAAGAUGAUAAAUCACCAAUUGCCUCCCGAAAACCUUCCGUGGCAGAAAGUGAGAAGGAUAAGAAAUCUGCAGAAGAAUCCAAAGAGCCUUCCCGACCAACCUCUGUUACCGAAGAGCAAGAGGAUGAUAAAUCGCCUGUUGUAUCAAGAAAACCUUCGGUGGCUGAAAGCAUCAAAGGCUUCAAAUCAACUGAGGCAUCCAAGGAGCCAUCACAGCCAGCUUCAAAAGCUGUUAGCGAAAAGGAUGACAAAUCACCAAUUGCUUCUCGCAAACCCUCUGUGGCAGAAAGUGAGAUGGAUAAGAAAUCUGCAGAAGAUUCCAAAGAGCCUUCUCGUCCUACCUCAGUUGCUGAAGAAAAAGAGGAUGACAAGUCGCCUGUUAUAUCAAGAAAACCUUCAGUAGCAGAAAGCAUUAAGGAUGUCAAAUCAGCUGAGGCAUCCAAGGAGCCAUCACAACCAGCUUCAAAAGCUGUUAGCGAAAAGGAUGAUAAAUCACCAACUGCCUCUCGCAAACCUUCUGUGGCAGAAAGUGAGAAGGAUAAGAAAUCUGCAGAAGAAUCCAAAGAGCCUUCUCGUCCAACCUCAGUUGCUGAAGAAAAAGAUGACAAGUCGCCUGUUGUAUCAAGAAAGCCUUCCGUAGCAGAAAGCAUUAAGGAUGUCAAAUCAGCUGAGGCAUCCAAGGAACAAUCACAACCACCUUCAAAAGCUGUUAGCGAAAAGGAUGAAAAAUCACCAAUUGCCUCUCGCAAACCUUCUGUGGCAGAAAGUGAGAAAGAUAAGAAAUCUGCAGAAGAAUCCAAAGAGACUUCUCGUCCAACCUCAGUUGCAGAAGAAAAAGAGGAUGACAAGUCGCCUUUUGUAUCAAGAAAAUCUUCGGAAGCAGAAAGCAUUAAGGAUGUCAAAUCAACUGAGGCAUCCAAGGAACCAUCACAACCAGCUUCAAAAACUGUAAGCGAAAAGGAUGAUAAAUCACCAAUCGCUUCUCGCAAACCUUCAGUAGCUGAAAGUGAAAAAGAUAGGGCAUUUGAGAAAGAAUCCGAGGAGCCUUCCAGGCCAACCUCUGUUGCUGAAGAACAAGAGGAUGACAAGUCGCCCGUUGUAUCAAGAAAACCUUCGGUAGCAGAAAGCAUUAAGGAAGUCAAAUCAACUGAGGCAUCCAAGGAACCAUCACAACCAGCUUCAAGGGUUGUCAGCGAAAAGGAUGACAAAUCACCAAUUGCCUCUCGCAAACCUUUUGUGACAGAAAGUGAGAAGGAUAAGAAAUCUGUCGAAGAAUUCAAAGAGUCUUCCCGCCCAACCUCUGUUGACGAAGAGAAAGAGGAUGAGAAAACACCUGCAGCUUCAAGAAAGACAUCGGUUGCCAGCGAAAAGGAUCAUAAAUCGCCAGUUGCUUCUCGAAAGCCUUCUGUUGCAGAAAGUGAAAUAGAAAAGAAGUCUGCCGAAGAAUCCAAGGAACUCACGCGACCAACAUCUGUUGCCGAAGAGCAAACGGAUGACAAGUCCCCUGUGGUCUCAAGAAAAUCGUCGGUGGCCGACAACUUAAAGGAUAUGAAAUCAAAUGAAACAUCUAAAGAACCAUCGCCCCCAACUUCAACAGCUGCUAGCGAGAAAGAUGAUAAAUCUACAGUUCCUUCCCGUGAACCUUCCGUAGUUGAGAGUGAAAAGGAUGAAAAAUCCGCCGAAGCCUCCAAGGAACCAUCCCGACCAACAUCUGUUAUUGAAGAAAAAGAAGACAAAAAGUCUCCUACGGUUUCGAGAAAAGCAUCAGUAGCCGAGAGUUUAAAGGAUGCGAAACCAGGAUCACACGCAGCUUCAACCGCUGCGAGCGAGAAAGAAGACAGAUCGCCUGUAGCAUCUCGAAAACCCUCCGUAGCCGAAAGUGAGAAGGAUACAAAAUCAGCCGAAGCAUCCAAGGAAGCUUCUCGACCAGCAUCUGUUGCCGAAGAAAAAGAAGAUGAAAAGUCACUAAUCUCAUCCAGAAAACCCUCAAUAGUAGAGAGUGCAAAAGAUACAAAAUCGGCAGAAACAUCUAAGGAACCAUCACUGCCGGUAUCAACAGCUGUCAGCGAAAAGGAUGACAAAUCACCAGUUGUGUCUCGAAAACCUUCCGUAACCGAAUCAGAGAAAGAUAAAAAAUCUGCCGAAGAGAAAGGAGACGGUAAGUCGCCUAUGGUGUCAAGAAAACCAUCCAUCGCUGAAAGUCUAAAGGAUGCUAAAUCAAUGCCAGCGUCUAAGGAACCAUCGCAGCCAGCGUCGACCGCCGUCAGUGAAAAAGAUGAAAAAUCACCUGUGGCUUCCCGUAAACCCUCCGCAGCUCAUAGUGAAAAAGAUAAGACAUCUGUCGAAGGAUCUAAAGAUCCUUCUAGACCCGCCUCAAUUGUUCUGGAAACAUCCAAAGCACCAUCACCAUACGCUGUUUCUCCUGCUCACGUAGAAACAAUUUCCACUCCCAUAGAUGAAGCUGCCAAAGAUAUGGACGAGCUUAAAACUAAGAAGGACGAAUUCGCACUAGACCUUCAACCUACCGUUAAGGUUGGUGAUUUGCCAACCACUUCCAGCCCAGUGGAUGUGGCUGAAGGUGAUUUCCCCAAGGAAGUUAAGGAGGCAAGCGGUGACUCCAAGGGAGAACCCCAAUUCGCUAUUUCAGAAACUGUUUCCACACCAGUGGACAAGGCCGCUGAGAUUAUUGAAGACAUACAAGAGCAGUCACCAUCAAAGGAACCUUCACGUGCAGCUUCUGUUGCUGAAAGUGUAGCUUCUGGAAAGGUUUCACCAGCCCACGUUGAAACACUAUCCUCACCUGUAGAUGAAGCACCAAAAGACUUGGAAGAAGUAAUUAAGAAAGAGGAAAUCUCCUUGGACCUUCAAAAGGCAGCUAAGGAAGGACAAUUGCCCACUUCAUCCAGCCCAGUCGAUGUAGCUGAAGGCGAUUUCCCCAAGGAAGAUUUACAGGCCAGCAAGGCAUCGGAACCUGAGACUCAAUUUAGUGUAGCAGAUACGGUAUCCACCCCGGUUGAUGAACCCGAAGAACCUGUAGCCAAAGAAAAGACCUCCAAACCCUCAUCUCCAAAGGGCCUAUUUGGCACCAUAACUGGCUUUGUUAAGGAUAUGUUCACCAAAGAGACUGAAGUGGUCGAGCAAAUUGCUAAGGAUGUAGUAAAAACAACCGAUGAAACUAUUGAGGCUCUCGCCAAAGAGGCCAAAACGGUGGUAGAGGACACAACUACGACCAUCACCGAGGCAGUAGAUGCCAGCACAGUGGAGACUUCAUUGACUGAGGAUAUCAAGGAACACACAAAGUCGAUUACUGAAAUAUCAUCCAAACUAGAGGAGCUUAAGGAGUCCGCAUCGCAUAUCGUCAGUGAAACAGUCGAGGAAACCAAAGUUGCAGCCAAAUCUGUGGCCGACCAAAUGGAAAAACAAGUAUCGGAAACUAAAACUAGUGUGGAGACGACAAUGAAAGAAGUAUCGUCUGAAGUUGAAGAAGUCAUCACGGCCUCCAAGCAGAGUGUUAGCGAAACGGUUUCUGAGGUUAAGACCCAGGUGGUGGAUUCGAUUGGCACUACCGCUGAUACAAUAAGCAAAACUGUGGAAGACAAGGUUACCGAUCUGAAACGGACGACAGAACAAACGGUGGAGGACGUUAAAUCAUCGGUUACAUCGAAAACAGAACAGGUCAAGGAUACCCUGUCCACCAUUAAAGAACAAGCCAGCCAGAAAGUAACUGAAACUGAAGCACCAGUCAAGUCAGCUUCCACUAAAGUUGAGGAAACAGUUGCUGACCUCAAAUCUGAAAUGGUUGAAGUCAAAGAAGCUGUCCAAGAGCAAGUAAAGACCGUUACAGAGGCCGCAAAAACAAGUCUCGAGUCAGUGGCACAGGAAGUAACAUCAACAGUUGAAACUACCAAAGAACAGACAGAAGAAGUGACCAAACAAGUCUCAAAGACCCUUGCGGAAAAGGUCACUGAAGCCAAGUCUCAGGUAGAAGAAAUAAAAACAGCCGUCACUUCUACUCUCACAGAAACAGUUCACGAAGAAGUUACCGAUCUCAAACACACCACAGAGGAAAUUGUCAAGGAUGUCAAGGAGACUAUUGUCAGCAAAGCAGAAGAGGUGGUUCAAAAGUCGUCCGAAAUCAUUGAUGAUAUUGAUGCUGCCAAAGAUACAGUGAUCGAAGAUGUUAAGAAGACCAAAGAAGAACUCAUUGGAACUGUGGUAAAACAAAAAGAAGUCGUAGAAGAAGUUACGAAAACCACUGUGAAAUCUUUAGCGCAAGAAGUUUCCACAACAACUGCAGAAACCUUAGGAUUUACCACCGAACUGAGAGAAACUCAUAUAACCACAAUGGACUCUCCCGAACUGAAAAUAACUGUAAUUGACAAAGACGAACCCGUGCUGCAUGACAUCAAGGAGGAGGAGGAAGAGCAUCGCACAAGUCCUCCCUCAGAACUUCCCACAAACUUGGUGGAUGGCAUUGUACCCAGACCUGUAUCGCCCCGCGAGGAAGAGGUCUUUAAGAUUGUUGCAGACGUUGCCAAAGUCCUCAAAUCGGAGAAGGAUAUCACAGAAAUCAUACCCGAUUUCGAUGAGAAGCAACUCGAGGAGAAACUCAAAACUGUUGAAGAAACCGAAGGACCAACCGUGCAGCGAAUGUUGGUCACUGCCAGCAGUGAAGACGGCGGAGAAGAAACCGAAAUUUGCCCAAAGGGCUCCAUUCAAUUCACUCCAUCAUCGAUUGCGGAAGUCCCAGCAGAAAAAACUUCUCCCAAGGACAAAGAGAAACCCAUUCUGAACAAGGUACCAAAAACUGAAGUAGAAUCGGAGAAGUCAUCGCCUGACCUCAAAUCAUCAGGUCCCGCAUCCAUAGAGGAGAAGGACAAAAUCGAAGAAUCGGAAAAGGCUCAACUAAGGGACAAGCGUGACAGCAGUAGACGCAAAGAAUCAGCUUCUAGCGUGGAAUUAGAGUGGAGACGCGAAUCAGCCGUUAGUGCUUAUAGCGAAAAAGAUUUGACAAGAGACGAAGAUACCUUCGAUGACAAAGCAGACUUCCCCUCAAGCCCAUUCGAGGACAAAGAUCGGCCAGAUUCAGCUGCAAGCCAGUUAUCCCCAAAAGACAAAGACAUUUCACGUCCUACUUCUCAGGCCAGUCAUGUGAGUGUCAAAGAUGAGGUGGAUAAGGCUGAAAGCCGAAAAGAGUCGAUAGUCUCAACCAAAGAUGACAAGCUUGAAUCACGUCGAGAAUCUGUUCUUUCCACGGCUGAAAGCAAGAAGGAUGACAAGUCACCCACACCAGAAGGAAAAGACGCCUCGCGUCCCGUCUCCCAAGCCAGCCAAGUGAGCACAAAGAGUGAGGCUAUUGACAGCCGCAAGGAAUCGGUUGUCUCAACAACCGACGACAAGGUGGAAACUCGUCGAGAAUCUGUCCUUUCCACAGCCGAGAGCAAAAAAGACGAUAGCUUCCCUACUCCAGAAGCUAAAGAAGCAUCUCGUCCCACAUCUCAAGCCAGCCAUGUUAGUACCAAGGAUGACGUGGAAAAACUGGAAAGCAGAAAGGAAUCCGUAAUUUCCACAGCCGAGGAGAAGGUUGAAUCAAGACGAGAAUCCGUUCUUUCCACUGCCGAAAGCAGUAAGGAUGCCAAGUCGCCAACUCCAGGAGAAAAGGAGGCCUCACGGCCUGUCUCGCAAACUAGCCAAAUAAGCACUAAGAGUGAAGCUGAGAAAGAAGAAAGCCAAAAGGUAGAAACUUCUAAAUCACGAAGGGAAUCUGUUCUUUCCACUGCCGGCGAAAUCAAAAUGGAUGAAAAAUCGCCUACUUCAGAAGAAAAGGAUGAAUCGCGUCCCGUUUCGCAAGUCAGCCAAAUUAGCACCAAGGAUGAGGUAGAGAAACUCGAAAGCCGUAAAGAGUCCGUAAUUUCCACAGCCGAGGACAAGGCCGAGUCACGACGUGAGUCAGUCCUCUCCACUGCCGGCGAAACCAAAAAGGAUGACAAAUCGCCUACUCCAGAAGAAAAAGAUGCGUCACGUCCGGUCUCCCAAACCAGUCAAGUUAGCAUCAAGGAUGAGGUAGAGAAACUCGAAAGCCAAAAGGAAUCGAUCAUCUCAACAAGUGAAGGAAAAGUCGAAUCUCGUCGUGAAUCUGUCCUUUCCACUGCAGACGAAACCAAAGACAAACUUGCAUCGCGGCCCGUCUCACAAGCCAGCACUCAAGACGAGAAAGAAACAAUUGAGAGCCGAAAGGAGUCUCUGAUAUCUACCGCAGAAGAAAAGGAAACAAAGACAACGGAAAUUACACAGCAAUCGAUCAUAUCCACCACUGAGAAAACAGUUGAGUCACAACAAGAUGCCGCUUUCUCGACGACGAUAACCUCAACUACUACAACCACUACUACAAAGUCACCCACUCCCGAAGAAAAGGAAGAAAGCUCUCGCCGAGAAUCUGUGCUCUCCAGUGCAAAAGAUGAUAAAUCGCCCACAACGGAGGAAAAGGAAAUCUCCAGGGCUGCUUCAGUGGCCAGCCAUGUUAGUUCCAAGGAUUACGAAGCAGAUAAGUCAGAAUCUAGAAAGGAUUCUUUGGUGUCCACUAUACAGGCUGAUAAAGCAGCAAAAUCACCUUCAAUUGAAGAUAAGGAAAUCACUUCUGGUCGUGCAUCGGCCCUAUCGUCAGCAGAAAUUAAAAAGGAGGACGACAAGGAGUCAUCCCGGCCAGCUUCCGAAGCUGGAGACAAACCCGAUGACAAGGAAACAUCACGACCAACCUCGGUUGCCAGCCAUGUCAGCUCCAAGGAUACUGAGAUGGAAACUGAAAUCAAGAAAGAAACUAUUUCGCACUUGGAAACAACUGCAUUGUCAAUUGAGAAAAGCACAGAAGUCAAAACGGUCAGCGAAACUGAGACAACGCAUGAUAAAUCCAGACCAGAGUCCGCAUCAUCAACUGCUGAGAGCAAACCGGACGAUAAAUCACCAAUUCCAGACGGUAAAGAGGCUUCACGCCCCUCGUCUGUUGCCAGUCAACUUAGCACCAAAGAUGAGGCAGCCGAAAGCAAAUCAGAUGAAAAGAAAGCAUCUCGUUCGCCAUCUGUUGCCAGCCAUAUCAGCUCAGCUUCGAAGGAUGCAGAAAUUGAAAAGGCUUCAUCACGCAAAGAAUCAAUGAUUUCUGUUGCCAGCGAAAAGUCCACAACCGCUGAAGCCAAGGAUGCCAAGGAGGAUGUGUCCCGACCCAUAUCUGCUGCCAGCCACACAAGUGCCGAUGAAAAGGCAAAGGAACUCUCACGUCCUACUUAUGUUGCUAGUCACAGCAGCACAAAGAGCGAAACUGCCAUUCAAGAAUCCCGAAAGGACUCAGUGGUUUCAACUUCAAGCCACAAAGCAGAAGACACACCUUCUGCUUCAUCAUCCAAAGAUGCUUCCCGUCCUAUAUCUGCGGCCAGUCAUAUAAGCACCAAGGAUGAAGCUGCUGCUGAUGACAAAUCUGAACAAGCUUCGCGACCAAUCUCCGCGGCCAGCCACAUUAGCGGUAAAGAAGAAGUUGUCGACUCAUCCUCCCGCAAAGAGUCAGUGAUUUCCACCACCUCCGAAAAACCUGAAUCUCGCCCAGCCUCUGAACAAGCCUCACGACCAAUAUCAGCGGCCAGCCACACAAGUGCCAAGGAAGAAGGCGUUUGCACAGUAACCCACAUUGAAUCAAUUACAACGGUUGAAGAGCAAACUGUCAUAUCCUCUGUCGAUGAUAAAGUGUCCUCGAGAGCUGAGUCUGUUGUGUCACAAGUCGAGAGCAAAACAAGUGACAAAGAAACAUCGCGACCAGCCUCAGUGGCCAGCCACGUAAGCGCUAAGGAUGAAGCUGCUGACGCAGUAUCUAGGAAAGAGUCCGUUGUUUCAACAACCGGCGUGAAACUUGAAUCCAGACCAGGGUCUGUCAUUUCACAAGCCGAAAGCAAGCUCGGCGAUGAGUCUGAGCAAACCUCCAGACCUGUAUCGGUGGCCAGCCAUGUUAGCGCCAAGGAUGAAACUGCCGACGCAGUAUCUAGGAAAGAGUCCGUUAUUUCAAAAACCGACGAGAAACUUGCAUCCAGACCAGAGUCUGUUGUUUCACAAGCCGAAAGCAAACCCGGCGAAAAGUCUGAGCAAGCCUCCAGACCUGCAUCGGUGGCCAGCCAUGUUAGCGCCAAGGAUGAAAGUGCUGAUUUAGCUUCACGUAAAGCAUCCAUGAUGUCUACAACAGAUGUUACGGAAUCCACUUCAAGAAAAGAGUCUGUGGUUUCCACAACCGAUGAUAAGAAGACCUCAAGACCAGCAUCAGUUCUGUCACAAGCCGACAAAGACGUUUCACGAUCAGUUUCAGUGGCCAGUCACACAAGUGCCAAGGAUGAAGUUGCCGAAACAGUGUCUCGCAAAGAGGCUGUUAUCACAACAACACAAGUGGUUUCAAGAACCGACUCGCUUAUGUCUUCAGUUGACCAGAAAUUAACUUCUCAUUCAGAAUCGGUUGUAGUACAAGUCGAAAGCAAAACUGGAGACAGUUUGGAUAGUAAAGAGGUCUCGAGGCCAGUAUCUGUUAGCAGCCAUACCAGUGCCAAGGAAGACGAGCCUAUUGACACAUUGUCCCGAAAGGAAUCCGCGUCAUCAACAACUCAGGUCUCCGAGGCGCUUUCUAGAAAAGAAUCUGUGGUCUCCGCAGCCGAAAGCAAAGCAUCUGGUGAAAAGGCUGAACAAGCCUCACGCCCAACUUCUGUUGCCAGCUCCGUGGUCAGUUCCGAUGAUAAACCUGCAGCGACAUCUGCAACUACCACAGAAACCAAGAUAACUAGCCAAAGUGUCUCUAAAACCGAAGCAGCUAAAGAAGGCUCUGAGAAGAGUUCUUCCGCUACAACUACUACAGUGACCACCAUUACCUCUUCGACAAGCGAGAAACAAGCAAGCCAACAGGUAUCAUCAACCUCCAGCUCUACUGCAACAAAGAAAAUCGUUACCGAAACUUCCCGCCUAAUCGAAAGUGAAAUUGCUGCUGCUGCUUCUACUGAAUCUCUAAGUGAAUCACUGAAGAGUGUCAAGGUUGAGGUUGGUUCUCAAUUGAGCCUUGCUAUAGACAAGGGAGCGGCUGAAAUUAAAGAGUUCAGUGAGAAAACUGAAUCUUCUUCACAUGCCGAAGACUCUCAGGCCUAUUCUGAAGAAUGCUCUUCUGAAUCCAUGGUCAGCGAAAUUCAGACAUCAACACACACCAAACAGAAGACUGACAGCACCUCAGCUACCGCCGAGAGUUCAGUAAAGGAAAACCUCAAACAAACUGUCCAAGAGUUCCUGGCUACAGAGAAGAUUGUCUCCACCAAAGAAAUCAUGAGCACCUUUGACGCCGCGCAUAGCAAGACUAGCAAGGCGGUAGCCGGCACAUUGGAAACUCGUCGAGAAUCUGCUCUUAGUCAAACCAGCGAGGGUCGUCAAACCCACAGCGAUGUGGAAGACGAGUCCGAGGACGAUGAUGAAAGGGCACAGGUCAAGGAAAGUCGUUCCAAAUCUUUUGCAAAUAUAAUGACUACAAGCAUUUACAAGCCAUCAGAACAGGUAACCACCGACAAAGUAGUGGAGGAGGAGGAGGAGGAGGUUGUCGAAAAGACCUUGUCCUCUACCAAAACAACAACAACAAGUUCAGUGGAAAAGAAAUCCGUGCAGACUGCGUCCAGCACACAACAAAAAUCAGAGACUGUCACACAAAAGGCAGCGAUGACACUGACUCAGUCAUCCUACGAUCGCGAGUUAUCAGAUCGCAAGACACCUCCAACGGCCCCCGUGAGCCCGGGAAUUGUCAAGACUAGCACAAGUGUGGGUGGCUAUGUGGCCACAACAACAACUGCUAUCAGCGCCGGCAAGGUUAUAUUGACUGAGACCACAGCAACGCACAGUGGUCCUCUCUCGCCCAAAGAUAUCAGUGGUAGAUCUAGUCCCGGGGCUUUGACAUCAGAAAGCCAAUCGAUACCAACGCCAUUGGGCAGAGAAUCUCUGACUGAAACACCUGAAUCGUCACCAAAACCAACUUCCCCCUUCCCCAGAGUUUCCAAAGAGGAGUUGUCAUCGGCCACACACUUCAGUGGAGAACAGAUCGAUGCCACAAUAACUGCCACAUCAGCAGCAACAGCUGCCGCAGCGGCCACAAUGGCCAUAGCUACGUCAGUCCCAUCAGCACUGCGCAAGGACUUCGAAACCUUGCCCGAUUUACACGAAGUUCGAGGCAUUGAGAAGACCGCUGCCCUCAGCGGAAGCACAGAAAAAAUCAUCACCACUACCAUAACGACAGUCACCAAAGUUAUAUCGGCUGAUGGCAAGGAAAUUGUCACCGAAGAAAAGACAAUCACAACCACAGACUCAACAGACCCCGAGGGAGAGAAAGUCACUGUGACCACAACUCGCACUACCAGCGAAAGUGACAAGAGUGAUGUGAUACUGCCCAAAGAAGUGGCCAUGCUGCGUAGCAUGUAUCGUUCCUCCACGCCAGGAAGUGGCGAUGACAUGAGCGACGAUGAAGUACCAGCUUCGCCACGAUCCAUAGCCUCCAGCCAUGGGGCCAGCUAUGACCUGCAACGAUCUGGCUCGGGCAUUAGCAAACGUUCCGAUUUCGAUAUCGAUGAGAGCCAAGAUGACAUACCACCACAAUAUGAAGAACUCUCUGCCGCCAGAUCAAUUACCUCCGCCCACUUUGCCCACAAGAUAGUGGAUCCCAUGAGCACAUCAUUCUACGGAGCACUGCCAGACUCAUUCGAUACCAAACCAACACAACCAAUCACAAUACAGGGUGUAACACAACGCAUGCAAGACUUUGCCGAAUCGCCAAUAUCACAAUCAUCCGGCUCGGUGGACAGUACCAGACAGGGAGAUGCUAAAUUCCUCGAGGAAGCCGAAAUGGGCUUCGAACAGGCCCUCAAGGAGCAUGUCGAACUGAGAGGAGCGGAUGUCAUGUCCUCAGUUACUGCGAAAUACUCCUAUUCCCCCUCCAAGGCCGAGGAGGUUGAACACACAGUGGCGAGCGCCGAGCAGCCCAAGUUCCCUCUGAGUAGUGUACAAAAAUCCAAAUUCACAGACGGAACAUCUACGACAACAACCGCGGUGGAAUCGUCCAGAGAUGCUGAUGGUGCCCGAACCACAGUGACCACAACAACGACUGUUACAACAACUACGGCCGAUGGCAUCAGUAGUAGGGUGACAUCUACAGAGACCACCACUUCCUCGUCCAGUUCCACUUCGGCGACAACAUCCUCCAAGGUAGAUGAUAAGCUUAAGGAAUGGGGCAAACCCUUGGGACUGCCCUCACCUGCCCCCAUGGCUGCCGAGGGAAGUGAUGUGCGAACCACACCCAAAAAAGAGCGCAGGCUAAUGGCCACCAAGACACGACUGAACAAUGAAAAGAACUUGCGUAAACGCUCCGAAUCGCCCAGCAAAGCGAAGAAGCCCUCACCAGUCUACGUCGAUUUGACAUAUGUGCCACACAAUGGUAACUCCUACUACUCCCAUGUGGAAUUCUUCAAACGUGUGCGUGCGCGCUACUACGUUUUCUCAGGUACUGAACCCAGCCGGCAAGUGUACGACGCCCUGUUGGAGGCAAAACAAACCUGGGAGGAUAAAGAAUUAGAGGUAACUAUCAUUCCCACCUAUGACACCGAUGUCCUGGGAUACUGGGUGGCUGAAAACGAAGAACUGCUGGCCAAAUAUCGCAUUGACCUCUCACCAUCGGCUUCAAGAUGCACCAUCAACCUACAGGAUCACGAGACAUCUUGCUCUGCUUACCGUUUGGAAUUCUAGGCCACGGGGAUGUUCGUAGCGUUUUCGGAAAAUUAAGUUUCAAAAUUCAGUUUCCAAUUUAGAGAUCACCACGCGGUGUGAAGACAACAGUGAAACAAAACAGAAAAACCAAAACUAGAACUAAAGGCAGAAAAAAUCACAACUUUCUCAUAUGAAAAAACGAGGCAGAACAAAUCUCUAGCAAAGGAAAGCUUCAAGCUUUUGUUAAGAAACAACAAAAACACACUACGAAUAUGAAAGCUUUAGAUCCACAAAAAGAAAGCUUAUUUUCGUAAUUCGACACAGAAACACACUCACUCACUCACAUAGGCUGAUCCAAAGAAAGAAAAAUCGAAAAAAAAACUACAACCAAUAAAGCUUUUGUACUUGGUAGCGAAAGCUCUAUGGUGGCCAAAGGCUCUCCCUCUCUCUAUACA
Stomoxys calcitrans (stable fly) is the source of this 28369-nucleotide messenger RNA. RefSeq names its product microtubule-associated protein futsch (gene futsch). The record is from RefSeq and is a predicted model, not a curated record. Gene Ontology annotation, cellular component: cytosol; synapse; microtubule. NCBI's taxonomy places the organism in Eukaryota, Metazoa, Arthropoda, Insecta, Diptera, Muscidae. The transcript is spliced from 8 exons. Gene Ontology annotation, biological process: axonogenesis; dendrite development; microtubule cytoskeleton organization. The coding region runs from base 2292 to 27953 and encodes 8553 amino acids. Gene Ontology annotation, molecular function: actin binding; microtubule binding.